AUUUGUUAACUACACUGGCAGCGAUUCUGACAUGCUGAAGGAGGCUGGCGUUAUAGCCGCUUUCGGUGCCGGCUUUUGUCUUGUCGCUUACUGCAUUUAUUUUGAUCACAAAAGGCGGAGUCAUCCUGAUUUUAGAGCAAAGCUUAUAAAAAAAAGAAGACAACAGGCACUUGCUGCUAAAAAGACAAUUGAUUUACCUUGUCUUUCUGAUCAGAAUGCAGUUCAACGUUUCUUCCUUGAACAGGUCCAAAGCGGUGAGGUCGCUUUAAAUAUGGGGGCCAUCGAAGAGGGCGUUCAGCAUUUUGCACUUGCCGCUGCUGUAUGUGGUCAACCUGGCCAUCUCCUUCAACUCUUGAGGACCACUCUCCCACCUCCUGUAUUUUCUCUCCUUGCUAAAGCGUUGCCUGAUGCACGUGCACAAGUCGCUGCAGCGUAUACUCAAAAAGAUAUCGAGGAAGAGCUUGAGUGA
Messenger RNA from Protopolystoma xenopodis, 469 nucleotides. NCBI's taxonomy places the organism in Eukaryota, Metazoa, Platyhelminthes, Monogenea, Polystomatidea, Polystomatidae. The record is from the annotation of a GenBank genome assembly.